AUGGAGUUUGCGUUCCUUCCAACUCGAACUAAUUUUUUCCUAUCGAAUGGACAGCUUCACGUAGGGUUGGUAGUUCGAAAAUUUCGCAGUCUUCAGUUAGUUCUCUUUCGCUUCGACCACCUUUUAAACCGCUGGCAUUUCCUCAUGGGUUUCCCGCUUCUACGGAAUCUCAACCACGUGACUCUUCGAACGUACAGCACUCGAUGCAACCUCGUUUAUCUGGUCGUCACCGUGCGGCCCUUUAUUUCGGCACUUCAUAGUCUAAACACGCCAAGCGAAUUCUCUCACGUCUUUGUCGUCGACCUGCUGCUUUUAGAGGUCGUCGGCUCUUCCUGCGGCUAUUUCGGCAGCAGCAUCUUAAACAACGAUUGCUUCAUCUUGACGAAUAAACUCCAUUUCGUUACUAACCGGCAAACGCUUCUAGGUCAUCGUGACAAGUCGCCGACGACAGCAAAAGUCCUUGUUAUUAAUCCAUACGACCAGAAAUAUUUACAUGUUCUCUAUCCCGUACGCGCUCCAAGACUGGAAAGACUUCCUAUCGUACCUUUGAGUCGCAAAGAUCUAUUCUGCUCCGAGUCGCUUAGCACAGUCAGAGAGUCUAUUUUGUGCGUAUUGCAUCAGAUGGGGCCAUACGUAUCUAAUAUGUUUAUUUUCGAUAUGGAACAUCGCAAAUGGUUCCAGACACCAUCCCCGCCACCGAUAUUCAAAAGAAAACCUUCGAAACCGAUGCUGAUCUAUGCUUAUGUGCCUGUAAGUACAUUAAUACCGGAAACUGAUCCAAGUAUUAUUUCUGCAGAUGAAAACAUUUUUCAGGAAUGGCAGCUUCGCAAAAGAAAAUAUUGA
Molecule: messenger RNA, 843 nt
Organism: Acanthosepion pharaonis
Lineage: Eukaryota; Metazoa; Mollusca; Cephalopoda; Sepiida; Sepiidae
Source: the annotation of a GenBank genome assembly